AUGAGUGAAGAAUUCCCUACGCCGCAACUCCUGGACGAGUUGGAAGAUCCGCAGAAAAGUACUACAUCGAACGAGAAGAAAGAGUUAAGUUCUAAUCGUGUAUUGAAGGAUAUUUUUGCCGGUACUGUCGGCGGUAUUGCACAAGUUCUUGUAGGGCAACCAUUUGAUACAACAAAAGUUAGACUUCAAACGGCCACUACGAGGACAACAACGUUGGAGGUACUGCGUAACCUAGUAAAGAAUGAGGGUGUAUUUGCGUUCUACAAAGGUGCAUUAACACCAUUGUUGGGUGUUGGUAUAUGUGUCUCGGUACAAUUUGGUGUGAAUGAGGCCAUGAAAAGAUUUUUCCAAAAUUACAACGCUUCUAAGAACCCGAAUAUGAGCCCACAAGACGUAGAUCUUUCACGUUCAAAUACUUUGCCACUAUCCCAGUACUACAUUUGUGGGUUGACAGGUGGUGUGGUCAAUUCGUUCUUGGCAUCGCCCAUUGAACAAAUAAGAAUUCGUUUACAGACACAAACAUCAAAUGGUGGAGACAGAGAAUUCAAAGGUCCCUGGGACUGUAUUAAGAAACUGAAGGCUCAAGGUGGACUAAUGAGAGGUUUAUUUCCGACAAUGAUAAGAGCCGGACAUGGCCUUGGUACAUAUUUCCUUGUGUACGAAGCAUUGGUUGCCAGAGAAAUCGGUACCGGCUUAACACGAAACGAAAUCCCGCCUUGGAAAUUAUGUUUAUUCGGUGCAUUUUCCGGGACAAUGUUGUGGUUGACAGUAUAUCCGUUGGACGUGGUGAAAUCCAUUAUACAAAACGAUGACCUACGAAAACCUAAAUAUAAGAACUCCAUUUCCUACGUAGCAAAGACGAUUUAUGCAAAAGAAGGUAUCAGAGCUUUUUUCAAAGGGUUUGGACCAACAAUGGUUAGAUCCGCACCCGUUAAUGGUGCUACAUUCCUGACGUUUGAAUUAGUCAUGAGAUUUCUGGGGGAAGAGUAG
Messenger RNA from Saccharomyces paradoxus, 990 nucleotides. It is a transcript of the gene YMC2, whose product is annotated as organic acid transporter. The transcript has a single exon. Bases 1 to 990 code for a protein of 329 amino acids. The record is from RefSeq and is a predicted model, not a curated record. Gene Ontology annotation, biological process: mitochondrial L-ornithine transmembrane transport. Lineage: Eukaryota; Fungi; Ascomycota; Saccharomycetes; Saccharomycetales; Saccharomycetaceae. Gene Ontology annotation, molecular function: L-ornithine transmembrane transporter activity.